Molecule: messenger RNA, 1460 nt
Organism: Bipolaris sorokiniana ND90Pr
Lineage: Eukaryota; Fungi; Ascomycota; Dothideomycetes; Pleosporales; Pleosporaceae
Exons: 2
Coding region: 181-1188 (335 amino acids)
Molecular function (GO): oxidoreductase activity, acting on NAD(P)H
Source: RefSeq, a predicted model, not a curated record
GUGUGAAGUGACGUUUACCCCAAUACCCUACUACUAUUACUAACUGUGUCGUACUAAUAUUAUUGACACAAGACUCAAGUACAUCUUUCCUGAAACAGUUAAGAAUUUGGAUCUUUUCUUGCCUGGAAUUUGUCGUGUUGUUUGGAGGAAGGAAGAGGAACCAACCUAGAUCAGAAAAAAAUGAAGGAAGCUCAGGUUUCUAAAGGCACGGUGGUUGUGAUCAAGGAUGUCGAGAUUCCACAGCCGGGUCCCAAGCAAGUCGUUAUCAAAGUCGUAGUGAGCGGAACUAAUCCUAAGGACUGGAAACUCCCUGAAGUUGGCAUACAAAAUGAUGCCAACACAGGUGAUGAUAUCGCCGGCUAUGUGCACAGUGUGGGAUCCGAAGUCUAUGAGUUCAAGCCAGGAGACCGCGUUGCUUCCUUCCACGAAAUGAUGACUCCCGGCGGUAGCUUCGCAGAGUACGCUGUAGGCUGGCAACACACGACCUUCCACAUCCCCAAAUCCGUGUCCUUUGAAGAAGCAGCUACCAUUCCCCUCGCCGCCAUGACAUCAGCAAUCGGCCUACAAUUGCGACUCGGUCUCCCCGACCCAUGGACCCCCGUGUCAGACGGCAAAAAACUGCCCCUCGUCGUGUACGGCGGCGCCAGCGCCGUCGGCGCCUUCGCCAUUAAAAUCGCCCGCAAAGCAAAUAUCCACCCCAUCAUCGCCGUUGCAGGCCGCGGUAUAUCGUACGUUGAAACACUACUCGACCGCUCUAAGGGCGACACAAUCGUCGAUUACCGCGGCGGCGACGACGCCGUUGUAAAAGGGAUCCGAGAUGCGCUCCAAGGAGAGAAGCUUACACAUGCUUUGGACGCCGUGUCCGAACACAGCUCGUAUCUUAACAUCGCAAAGGUACUUGAACCCCAUGGAACGAUUGCGCUCGUCUUGCCUGGCAAGGAGUACAAGGAUUUACCGGAGACUGUGACGGUUACUAUGACGAUGGUGGCCUCGGCGCAUGCUGAGGAUGCGGAUUUUGCGCAUGUCAUGUUUAGGUGGAUGGCGAGGGGUUUGCAAGAAGGGUGGUUUAAGGGACAUCCGUUUGAGGUUGUGCCGGGGGGGUUGCAGGGUGUAGAGACAGGAUUGAGGAAUUUGAAAGAGGGGAAGGCGAGUGCGGUUAAGUAUGUUUAUAAGAUUGGAGAGGAGUGAGGGAAGUUGUGAGGGUGGGAGGUAAGAAGAGAGGGGGUUUGUGUGUAUUUGAGGGUUGAGGGGUGAUGAGAAGAAUUUUGGGUAUGGUAUGUGUCUUGUGUGAAUCCAUGGAAAGCUGCGUAUCAUUCUUUCUUUUUGGAUUCAGCGACAUGGUUUACCUGAUUUAGAAUGGUGACGUGAAAUAUCUAUACGUAUCAUUGCAACUACCAAUUUCUAUACGUUUGCUUUGAUGAAAAUAUUUAGCAAUCCUUGGCUACAGCAACGUACAGUUG